Aspergillus costaricaensis CBS 115574 is the source of this 1751-nucleotide messenger RNA. Its product is annotated as MFS transporter. Gene Ontology annotation, biological process: transmembrane transport. The coding region runs from base 1 to 1635 and encodes 544 amino acids. Gene Ontology annotation, molecular function: transmembrane transporter activity. Lineage: Eukaryota; Fungi; Ascomycota; Eurotiomycetes; Eurotiales; Aspergillaceae. The transcript has 3 exons. The record is from RefSeq and is a predicted model, not a curated record.
AUGCAGGCCUAUCUUCAGUACCGCCGCAUUGGCCAUGCCGUGCGCAAACAACUUGAAGAUUUCCCGGAGUUUGCCCGACCAGGUGUCGCCAAAGAUGACCUGCCGGAGGGGAUCCCCGGAGACGCUCCUAACACAGGUUCACGCCGCCGUUCGAGUCCGUUGCUGCCAGGUGUGCAGCUGAAGGACGUAGUUGAGAACGAUGGCACCUCCUCAUCCGUCUUUCUCGUCGACUGGGACGGUGACCAUGAUCCCAUCAAUCCGCGCAACUACAGCCGCGCCACCCGCAUCGGCGCAACCCUGAUGGUGUCCGCCCUGGGUUUCGCCGUCGGUGCGGCCUCAUCUAUCGAAUCCGGCGUGCUUCCCCAGAACGCAGCAGCCUUUCACGUCAGCGACGUCGUCGCAUCGCUCGCAACGGGUAUGUAUCUGCUCGGCUUCGCAGCAGGCUCGCUCGUCUCCGGGCCCCUGUCUGAAAUCCUAGGCCGCAACGCCGUCUACACCGGCUCCCUCACGCUCUUCAUGAUCUUCGUCAUGGCCUCAGGACUAGCCCCCAAUAUCGGCGCACAGCUCGCUUUCCGCUUCCUGGCUGGCAUCUUCGGUUGUCCACCGCUGACCUGCGCCGGCGGUACCAUCGCCGACCUUUGGAACCCCCUGGAGAAAACCCUCUUCUUCCCUCUUUACGCCAUCCUCUCCUUCGGCGGGCCCGUCCUCGGCCCCGUCAUCGCUUCCUACAUGGGCGAGGGCACGCUCUCCUGGCGCUGGACCAAUUGGAUCAUCCUCAUCCUGGCAGGUUUCAUCCUGGCCCUGAUCCUCCUGGUGCAGCCCGAGACCUACGGCCCCCUACUCCUGAAAUGGAAGGCGCACCAUCUCCGCCACCAAACGGGAGACAACCGCUACCGCUCAUCGAUGGAUCUCCAGGAGACGGCGCUAUUCUCUCGCAUCGGAACCGCCUGCAUGCGACAAUUCGCCCUGACCAUUCACGAACCCAUCAUCCUGCUGAUCUCUCUCUACAUGACCGUCAUCUACAUCGUGCUCUUCACCUUCUUCGACGGAUACACCUACAUCUUCACCGACGUGCACGGCCUCUCCCAGGGCCUAACCAACAUCGUCUGGGUCGCCAUGUACGUCGGCAUCUCGAUGGCCGGCCUUUUCAAACCCAACCUCGACGACCCUACUACUACUACCGACGACGACGACACUCAAAAGCCCACCCAGCAACAGCACAAACACGUCGCUCGUCCCGAGAACCGUCUCUGGUUCGCCAUGCUCGGCGCUCCCGCCAUUCCCAUCGGCUUAUUCUGGAUGGGAUGGACUGACUACAGCACUAUCUCAAUCUGGUCCCCCAUCAUCGCAUCCACCGUCUUCGGCUUCGGCACUAUCUGCGUCUUCAUCUCCUCAUACAUGUACGUCAUCGACGCAUACGACAUCUACGCCGCCUCUGCGCUGGGCUUCAUGACAGUGUCGCGCUACUGCGCGGCAGGCGGGAUGACAGUCGUGGGCAUCCCGUUUUAUAGUAAUAUGGGGGUGCAUUGGACGUUGACGAUCCUGGGGGCGAUUAGUGCCUUGAUGACGCCCGUUCCGUAUGUGUUCUAUCGGUAUGGUGUGGUGAUUCGGGGGUGGAGUCGGUAUGCUGUUUAAAUUUGAUGAGUUACAGGGUAAAGAUGACGAUGAGCAUGGAGAUGGAGAUGAGAAUAAUGAAGGAUGGUUUAAAACGAGUAGAUGGGAUAUAAAUAUAGAUGUAUAUAUAUGGGUGG